Molecule: messenger RNA, 3980 nt
Organism: Chinchilla lanigera (long-tailed chinchilla)
Lineage: Eukaryota; Metazoa; Chordata; Mammalia; Rodentia; Chinchillidae
Product: translation initiation factor IF-2-like
Exons: 3
Coding region: 1-1110 (369 amino acids)
Source: RefSeq, a predicted model, not a curated record
AUGGAAGCUGGAAGCAGGCGUCAGGAUGAACACACGAUUCCCUGCAAUUGCGCAGGGUCCUGCCGCCUCAAGGCCAGGCCAUUCUUGAUGGGCCCACCCCCGCCCGCCCCCCGUCCUCAAGUCGCAGCGGGCCUUGCAGCUCGCUUUCCACGGGGCAGUGUUCGUCCUGCCUGCCUCCCUUCCUUUUUUCUUUCUUUCCCUCUUUCAUCUGUCAUCUUUUCUUCAAAGCUGGGGAAGGAAUCCAGGGCCUCGCGCAAGGCAGGCUCUCCCAAAGCUGAGCUGCACUCUUGCUCUUUUUCUUUCUUCCCUUCCACUUGCCAGGGAACCCGGGUGUUUUCUCUGCACGGAGUGGCGGCCACCACACUUCUAAGAGCCCCCUGCGCAGACACUGCCUCCUCCCCUGGCCAGGGUGCUAAAUCCCGGGCCCAGAAAGUGCCCUUGCAGUGUGUGGGCUGUCGCUCACCUUGGCUCCUCAGCUGCCUCUCGCAGACCCCGGGAGGUCUGGCUCCCCGCUGGCCACAGGACCCGUCCUGCGCUCACUCGCUCCCCCAGCACCGCCUCCCCUCCCUAUCGGGCCCAGCCCAGCCUGAUCUGGAAUUCGCCCCAGUUGCUGUCUCUGGCAGCCAAAAGAGGAAGCAGGACAGCACACUGGCAGGCACCUGUGGCCUUCAGAGUGAGGCCUCGGCAGGCCGCUCAGCACAGGGGCCAGUCGUGGUGCGGAGACCAGAGUUCAGGGGACCUGUGACCCUGUCUCACACCCAGCCUGACCAGGCCGCUUGGAAGGCCAUUCGAGGCCGGGAGCGCAGCUCCUCAGCCUCCCGCUCGGGGCCUGAGCCAGGACACAGAGUUCCUCCUGCCGGGGACGCAGCUCUCACAGAAGGACAGAGCCCGGAACCCAGCUGGCCGGCCGCGCACCCUCCCACACUGGGGCCGCCACCCACAGCCAGGGCACCUGAGCGAUGGCGGCCCCCUCCGGAGCCAAGGGAGGAGGAGCCUUCCCCUGCUGUCACACAGCUCAGCUGUGCUGGGCCUUCCGGAACAUUCAGGCGUAGGGGAGAACAAACUGCGGCUGGCGCGGGGCCUAGGACAGGUGCCGCGUGGCCCAGCUGAGGGCCAGCGGCUGAGCCUCCUCUGUCAACCGCGGGGCUGCCUUGUUCCCCCACCGAGCUCCCUCCGCUGCUCCGAGCCUCCUCCGCAGUCCUCGGCCCCCUCCCGCCUGCGCACCGAACAACAGAUGCCUGGUCCCUGCAGACAGCCCCUGCCCGCAGCUCCACCUCCUCAUUCCCCGCGUCCCCCGAGGCUCGGCUGGCUCGGGGCGGCCCCAGCCAGAGGAAUGCGAGCCAUUCCCGGCAUCUCCUCCCCUGCGGCCAGCAGAGCGGGCUGGGGCCUCCGGGCCUUUCUAACAGGAAAUUAGCAGGGCCUGGCCUUCCCCACUACCAGCUGCUCUGCUGACCCUGACCCUUUGUUUUCUGAAACUCGAUACUGCACAUUUCAGAGCCUCUUCCCCGGCCCCGGGAGGCCUGGCCCAGCGCCUUCCCCUCGGCACCCCCCACCCGCGGGUGGAGGGACACUAAAGGCCAGUGCCAUGGUCCAAGAAGGGGCGGGGGCGGGGGCGGUUUGGAUCUGUGUGACAGGAAAGGCUUCGAGAACCAGAGGCAGAGCUGCACAGGGAUUAUGAUGGAGGGAUGGGAUGCAGCUCAGUGGCACAAGCGCUGCCUGGCAAACAAGAUCCUGAGUUCGAUUCCCAGUACCAGAAAAAAAAAAAAGAUGGAGAGACACCGGCAAGGGUUCGGCCAUGAGGCCGAAGGACAGAGGUGUCAAAGGGCUCCACGGUUUCUGAGGCACGAGGCUGGUGGGUGCUGGUGCCUCACAGUGAGGGUUGCCCAAGGACCGAGGCAGAGCACGGAGACCAGAAGUGUGCAGAGGACACACAGGCUGGUGAGCCAGAGAGGGAGGAGCCAGAUACACACACACACACACACACACACACACACACCCGCUGCUAAGCAGAAGAGCGAGAGGUCACUAAUGCUGAGGACAGGGACAGAACGCCCAGCGGGCGUCCUCUAUCCCCUCCCCAGCGGAGGGGCUGGCCCUGCCACGCUGGUGUGUGACGGCCACGGAAGGGAGGGUCACCUGGCACGGGGGCGGGAGGGGGCGGACAGAAGGCCGCAGUGCCAGGGAGGGGUGAGGCGAGUGCUUACAAAGGGAAACAGUGCUCGGUGCUGCAAGGGACCAGGAAGAGGAGGCGGGCCGCGCCUGUGACUGAGCUUGCUCACUGAGCAGACGAGAGGGAAGCCAGGUCGCAGCCGCCGGGCGUGCGAGGCGGGAAAGAGCCCCCAGGCUGCUCCGCGGGAGGAAUCUCAGUGCGGGGCUGGUGACCAGGACCCUGCCGGGGUGAGAGCUCUGCAAUACCUGGGACAGGGAUGGCAACAGGAACACGUUUCUGAGAAAGCACAAGGACCUGCCUGCGCCCCUUGGCAGGGCAGGGGCUGAGCUGGGGGAACACGCAACCCACUGGCACCCCAGGAACCUCAGAGGCCCUGGGACACCUCCGUCCCUCAGCCUCCACAGCCAGACCCCACCAGGUUCUCUCCUUAAUCCCGACUUCUGUGACCUCAGCAGCCCUGAGCAUUCACUUAGAUGCAUGCGUGCAUUCGUCUGAAACGCCGCCGCCGGCUAACCAGGUGCUUCUUGGGCCAGUUCAGCCCCAGCUGAGUCGAUUCAGGCGCUGUGACAGAAAACCUCCACUUCCAAGCAACACAAAUCCGUUCCUCACAACUGUCUCUGGAGGCCACAAGGCUGUGGUCAAGAGGCCAGCAGGCUCGGUGCUGGGAGCCGCUCUCCGGUCCGCCCCAUGAACACUCGGCCUCCUGCACGCAGAUCACCCGCACAUCCCGGCACCUCCUCACCGUCCACAGGAGAAGGGAACACAGGCUGAAUAUCCCUUACCCGAAGAGCUUGGGAACAAAAAUAUUUUAAGUUCCAAAUUUUUUCAGAUUUUGGAAUAUUUGCAUACAUCUAGUGAUACAUCCUGAGAUGGGACUCUUGCCUAAACAUAAAAUUUGUUUCUUACACACCUGAUAUACACAUCCUAAGCAGUUUUAAACAAUGCUUUUAGUGCGCCUGUGUUUUCACUGCAAUUCUUUCCGAGGUGAGGUGUGGAAUUUUCCUCUAGUGGUACCUCUAGUUAGUACUCUAAAAAUUUGGAUUUUGCAGCAUUUUGGAUUUCAGAUUUUUAGAUUAGGGAUGUUUUAACCUGUAUUUAAGCUCUAAUACCACAUUUUCCCUUUCUGAGAUAAAUGGGCACAAACAUUUCUUUCUGCAUAAAGCUUCAGGAUCACCUCAUGUGCAUUAAGUAAAAAGGGGUUCAACUUCCCUGGAUAGCCCUGAUUAGAAUGGGCUGGUCCUCAACGUAACUCUGUGUGCCUGCGCACGUGUGUGUGUGUGUGUGUGUGUGUGUGUGAUCUAAUACACAUUUUUGCUUCUUCAAUAGCUUGUAUGUAUGUUACAGAUCUAGAUCUAGAACAUCUAGAUCUACCAUGCACAUGCAUUCCUUUUUAACUUCAACAGCUUGACGUGAAACUGCCCCAAAGAGGCUGUCCGUAUCAGUUGGGACAGACUGAGCCAAUCAAGCACAUUCUUCUCCUCCUAAGACAGGAGAGAAGCGCCUGAUGUGCCCAAGAAGUACUUUCUGGUUUUCUUCUGCGAUUGCUCCAAAUGCCUUGCGGCUGGCCUGGCCAUAGCAGGCGUCCACGGCCACUCCAGGAAAUACGUGCUUUGGCUGCAGAGGGCUUUGAAUGCAGACCUAUCCCAGAAGACGCCACCCCCGCGGCCCUCUGCAGCUCUGCUCAUUCAGGUCCUCCGGGGCCCCGCCUUACCUAUAACCAAACAUGCACAAGCUGACAUUUUCCUUUUAUAAGCAACAUCUCUUAGCAGGUUCAGCCUGUUAAGUCCUGAUAAAGCCCCGAUAAAGCCUC